CUGUCUUAUAGGGAAGAGUUAAAAAAAAAUAAAAAUAAAAAUAAAACCUAAUUGCUAAAACCCUAGAAUUUCACAUCACAGUUCACACCACCACGAAAUCGCUUCUUCAUCACAAACUGUGGAACAGAAAAUUGAAGCUAGCUAGUAGCAAUGGACUUCGACGAGUACGAGUACUUAGAGAAGACGGUGGAGGAACUGCCGGAAGACAGAGAUUCAUCCAAAAAGAAGAAGACCGACAUCGUCGACAACAAAUCCGAGAGAACGUACCGGAAGCGCGACGUCGAUGACGAUCUUGACGCCGAGGACAGGAGGAGCAAGAGGUCGCGUGGUGACGAAGAGAACGGCUCUAAGAAGGAUCGCGAUAGAGAGAGAGACCGCGACCGUGAACGUGACCGCGACCGCGAACGAUCCUCCGGCCGCCACAGGGAAAGGGAGAAGGACGGAGAGAGAGGUAGCAGAGACAAAGAGAGGGAGAAAGACGGAGAAAGAGGUGGCAGAGACAAAGAGAGAGGCAAGGAUGGUGAGAGAGGUAGUAGAGACAAAGAGAAGGAUAAAGAAAGGGAUAGAGAUAGGGAGAGGAGAGAUAAGGAAAGGGAAAAGGAACGAGAGAGAAGAGAGAGGGAGAGAGAGAAAGAACGAGAGAGGGAAAAGGAUGAAAAAGAGAGACCAAGGAGGAGUAUGAGUCGUCCUGAGAGAGAUAGAGGAGACAGAGAGCGAGAUUUCGAAAACAGAGAUGGCAGGAGAUUCAGGGAUAAAAAAGAUAAUGUGGAACCCGAGGCAGACCCUGAAAGGGAUCAGAGAACUGUUUUCGCCUACCAGAUGCCUUUAAAAGCAACAGAGAGAGAUGUGUAUGAGUUCUUCUCAAAAGCUGGCAAGGUGAGAGACGUCCGUCUGAUCAUGGAUAGGAACUCAAGACGAUCUAAAGGAGUUGGGUAUAUUGAAUUUUAUGAUGCGAUGUCAGUGCCAAUGGCAAUUGCUCUCUCUGGCCAACUACUUCUUGGGCAACCUGUAAUGGUGAAACCUUCUGAGGCUGAAAAAAACCUUGUUCAGUCUAAUGCUACCAGUGGAGCUGCCGGUGUAACAGGACCAUAUGGAGCAGUAGACAGAAAAUUGUAUGUGGGGAAUCUUCACUUCAACAUGACUGAGGCUAAUCUGCGAGAGAUUUUUGAGCCAUUUGGUCAGAUUGAGGUUGUACAACUGCCUCUUGACAUGGAAACAGGACACUGCAAGGGCUUUGGGUUUGUUCAAUUUGCCCAUCUUGAACAUGCCAAGGCAGCUCAGAGUUUAAAUGGAAAAUUGGAGAUUGCUGGCCGAACAAUAAAGGUUUCGUCUGUUACAGAUCAUGUUGGAAGUCAAGAUACAACUGCAAAAUCUGCAGACUUUGAUGACGAUGAAGGUGGAUUGGCAGGCUUUUAGCUUGCCUAUUGGUAAUCCAGGUGUUAUACCUGCACAAGUUCUACCGGCACAAGUUAUGCCUACCCCUGUAGUAGAACCUGUUGGAGUGCCUAGCGAAUGUUUAUUAUUGAAGAAUAUGUUUGAUCCAAGCACUGAGACGGAACCAGAUUUUGAUUUAGACAUUAAAGAGGAUGUUGAGGAAGAGUGUUCUAAAUAUGGCCGGGUGAAGCAUAUUUAUGUCGACAAAAGAAGUGCAGGUUUUGUGUACUUGCGGUUUGAAACAGUGGAAGCAUCAAGUGCUGCCCAACGAGCUAUGCACAUGAGAUGGUUUGCACGCAGGUUGAUUACAGCUAUCUUCAUGCAACCACAUUUAUAUGAAGCCAAGUUUAAGGGGGAACCUUGAAGAAGUGCGUAAAGGCCUCAAGCCUCUUGAAAGAUAUAACCAGCACAAUUUUGUGGCCUAGUUUUUAUGAAUCAUGUGGUUUAUAGAAUUUGAUGCAUGAAUUUAUUAGAAGUAUGAUUACAGAAAUUAUAAUGCCGUGACGGUAAUGAUAUUUUUGGUCUAUUUUUUUUCUUUCGAAUGAUGAUAUAUUUAUAACAAUCGUGCCUUGCUAUUCUUCCAUCAUGGUUUUGUAAUGUAGGUUAACUUAUUUCGAAUU
Messenger RNA from Cicer arietinum (chickpea), 2054 nucleotides. RefSeq lists its product as uncharacterized. The record is from RefSeq and is a predicted model, not a curated record. Gene Ontology annotation, cellular component: nucleus. NCBI's taxonomy places the organism in Eukaryota, Viridiplantae, Streptophyta, Magnoliopsida, Fabales, Fabaceae. Gene Ontology annotation, biological process: mRNA processing. Gene Ontology annotation, molecular function: RNA binding.